UUUAAUAGGUAUAUGGGAGGGGAGUGGACUGGCGAUAGCCUCUAUCUCUAACACAAGUGACACUAUAUAAAGAAGAAGGAAGGGUGAGAGAGAUGCAUGAAGGGAUCCUCAUCCAAAGGGACCAUGAAGCUUGCCAUUGUCAUUGUACUGCUUCUUGCUGGCGCUGCGUCAGGAGCCAUUGAGAAGAGGAUUGUCGGGAGUAAGUCUUGUAAGAAGGACAGGCAAUACCAUGUACAGAUCCAGUCUGCCCAGGGGGGGAAGUCCUGUGGAGGCUCCCUGAUCAACACCCGCUGGGUCAUCACUGCUUCGCACUGUGCAGAACAGCAUGUGAAGGUGAGACUUGGCUUGAACAAUGAUGUGCCGUUUUUUAAGAAGAUGUGGUCUUUCAUGAAAGGAAAGUCCAAAAGUCUGGAGCAAGACAUUGCACCCGCCCAACAGUUUACUUACAGAGACGACGAAGAAAAAGCCCAUGACAUCAUGCUCAUCAAACUGACUGAGGACGUGUCUGCAAAGCUUCCCACCAUCAAGCUUCCUCCUCUUGCCGACUGUAAAAGGCCAGAGGCAGGACAGCAGGUGGAGGUGGGAGGCUGGGGAGCCAAGAAAGCUGACGUGUUAAACAGCAAAACCCCCCAGACUUUGAAGUGUGCCAGCACGGACAUGACCGCAUGUACUGAGAAUGAUAAACCCGGUAGUAGCUACGUCAGCAGCGAAGACACCACCAUGUGUGCCUUCAGGUCUGGGGUGGAGGCCUGCUUUGGUGACGCGGGCUCAGCUGUGGAGUAUAACAAUCUCUUACAUGGGAUUGUUGUAAGCGACCCGGUAGACAAGUGCGCAAACCCCAUUGUAAUGGCCGAUAUCUGUCACUACAGGGCGUGGAUUGAUGAAACCAUGAAGAAAAAUCCAUGAGUAGAACCUCAUGGGUUAAUACAGAAAUUGCGAGUUCACUUAACAUAGCUCAUGUCCUUUCAAAUAAAAUCAUUAGCACCUGCCAAAUUAACUAAUAAAACUGGAAAGUAUGGUUUGACUGUACACAGUCUGGGUAGGAAACAUUCAUAUUUUAACUGAAGACAACACAUUAUUUUGAAGAGCCACUGUACCAUGCAUACAUCUUUUUAAAAUAUGUUUGUCGGCUUUAUUUGAAUCCCUGUUUUCUUUGUUUCCUCUCUGUAAAAGCAUGAUGAAUUAAAAAAAAUAAAAAAUCUGAUAUCCC
Molecule: messenger RNA, 1210 nt
Organism: Scophthalmus maximus (turbot)
Lineage: Eukaryota; Metazoa; Chordata; Actinopteri; Pleuronectiformes; Scophthalmidae
Product: trypsin-1
Exons: 5
Coding region: 97-906 (269 amino acids)
Biological process (GO): proteolysis
Molecular function (GO): serine-type endopeptidase activity
Source: RefSeq, a predicted model, not a curated record